AUGCUGUCUAGCAAAGCCAUUGUCGUCUCGCUCCUAGCAGCAGGAGCGCAAGCCGCUGGGCUGGCUCCUCGCCAAGCGGGAAGCACCAUCACCGUUGACUUGACCAAGACAUAUCAGACCAUGGACGGCUUCGGCUUCUCGACGGCUUUCCAGCGUGCCAAUCUCAUCACUAAUAUGUCCGAUAAGUCGAAGCAGAGACAGCUGCUGGAUCUUCUAUUCAACACAACUUCCGGGGCAGGUUUCACCAUCAUCCGGACGGGAAUUGGCUCGAGCCCGGACAGCAGAUCCGACCACAUGAACACAUUCGCCCCAACAAAUCCCGGUGGUCCGAACGCAGCUCCAAAGUACCAGUGGGAUGGAAAGGAUAGCGGGCAGUUGUGGGUUGCGCAGGAGGCGGUGAAGACAUAUGGUGUCAAGACCUUUUAUGCGGAUGCGUGGAGUGCGCCAGGUUAUAUGAAGACCAACAACAAUGAGAACAACGGCGGAACUCUCUGCGGCGUGCCGGGUGCCACUUGCUCGAGCGGCGACUGGAGGCAGGCUUAUGCUAACUACCUCCUCGCCUAUGUUGACUUCUACGCGCAAGCAGGCGUCAAUAUCAGCCAUUUGGGAUUCUUGAACGAGCCAGAAUUUGCUGCAAGCUAUGCAUCUAUGUCAUCGAACGGGAACCAAGCGGCCGACUUCAUCAAAAUCCUCUCAGAAACUAUCAAAAACAGCAGCUACGCCGAUCAGGUCGGCAUAGCGUGCUGCGACUCCGAAGGCUGGGGCAAUCAAGUGAAUAUGGUCAACAACAUUAAAUCAGCGGGCGCAGAGAGCAUGCUAAAAGCGGUGACCUCCCACACGUACACCGGCGGCGCAUCAGGGACGAUGAACACCAAGGUUCCAGUCUGGUUAUCGGAGCAAUGUGACCUAAAUGGCGGCUGGACGACCUCGUGGUACUCGAACGGCGGUGCCGGCGAGGGGCUGACAUGGGCAAACAAUAUCUACAACGCUGUCGUCAACAACGGCAUCUCCGGCUAUCUUUACUGGGAAGGUGUCCAGUGGCCGAACCCCAACACAAAUGAGAAGAUCAUCAAGGUGGAUAACUCGACGAAUACGUACGAGGUUGCCCGCCGGCUGUGGGCCUUCGCCAACUGGUCGCGGUAUGUCCGCCCAGGGGCGGUCCGUGUAGGUAGUUCUGGUGGGAGCGGCGUCAAGUCAGCAGCUUUUAAGAACACCGAUGGCACUGUAGCUGUCGUGGUGAUCAGCACAGGCGGUUCGGCAUCGACUGUGAAUGUCAAGGUCACUGGCGCGACGCCGACAGAUGUGGCGGCAUAUGUUAGCGAUGGAAGCCACAACUGUGAAAAAACGACAGUGACGGUCGGCAGCGAUGGUAGCAUCGCAGGAAGUGUACCCGCGCGGGCGAUUGUUACGUUUGUCAUACCACCGGCGGCGAGCAGUGAUUAA
Phaeoacremonium minimum UCRPA7 is the source of this 1443-nucleotide messenger RNA. RefSeq names its product putative glycoside hydrolase family 30 protein. The record is from RefSeq and is a predicted model, not a curated record. The transcript is spliced from 4 exons. Bases 1 to 1443 code for a protein of 480 amino acids. Lineage: Eukaryota; Fungi; Ascomycota; Sordariomycetes; Togniniales; Togniniaceae. Gene Ontology annotation, molecular function: glucosylceramidase activity. Gene Ontology annotation, biological process: sphingolipid metabolic process.